UCAAAAACAAAGGUAUAUAUCAUCAGGGAGAGGAAGAGACAGUGAUAUCUACCUAAUUUCUAAACACCCAAAACCAAAAAUGAAUGAUAACUUGUUAGGUUAUGAUGAAUGGCUGCAAAGGUAUCAAGAAACCAUCGCCGGACAGGUGGCACAGCCCGGUCUACCGUGAUCACGACUAGGGCUAGUACGGAUCCCAACAUGUUGAGCUCUAGCAAUUCUGGUACUUCAAGUGGGAACCCUAAGGGUUCCAUAUCAAAACCAAUCCGAAGGCGGUCUAGGGUUUCGAAAAGGACACCAAUCACCCUCCUCAAGGCCAACGCUACCAAUUUCCGAGCCCUAGUGCAACAAUUUACUGGCUGCCGCGUUGCCACUACCUUGUCAUUUGGGGCUCGGACUGGCCCUGUAAACUUAAAUUUCGCAAUGGGUAGCCAACAUAGCGAUAUUACUGCAAAUAAUUCAAUGAAGGGCUUGUUUGAAUACAAUUUCAAUGAUCGACAGACUCAGACUCAGCCUCAGAUUCAGAUUCAGCAGCAGAAACAACAAGAACAACAGCAUCGUCACCACCACCAACAACAAAUGUAUUAUCAAGAGAAGCAAUGCAUUGUUUCAUCAGAGAACAUUAGUCCUAGUGAUGGAUAUGCUUCAACAUGCAGUAACCCUACUACACCUAAUAUCCUGGAAGACUUAGUCUUGGACAAUAUUUCUUUAUAUGAACUUAUUGGUGAUGCUUAAUCUGAUAGAAAUAUGAAUAAUUGUUACUUUUUGUGUGUGUGAAAUGAGGGACAUUUUGUCACCCAAAAGUAUGUAGUACAGUGAUAAUUACUGCUCGCUAGUGUACUUUAUGAGUAUAAUCAUACGCAUUCUAUUCAGUUUCAUGUUUUAUACUA
Molecule: messenger RNA, 887 nt
Organism: Camellia sinensis
Lineage: Eukaryota; Viridiplantae; Streptophyta; Magnoliopsida; Ericales; Theaceae
Source: RefSeq, a predicted model, not a curated record